Molecule: messenger RNA, 759 nt
Organism: Trichoderma aggressivum f. europaeum
Lineage: Eukaryota; Fungi; Ascomycota; Sordariomycetes; Hypocreales; Hypocreaceae
Exons: 2
Coding region: 1-759 (252 amino acids)
Source: RefSeq, a predicted model, not a curated record
AUGGAUUACAGACCGAGUUCCGAAAAUUUCCACCAGGCGUUGGAAUGUAUGGACCUGGAAGUCAUUUUUGCUGCGGAGAUUGCCCACGAUUCCGGCAAACUUUCUGACAAGGGAGGCUACGAGUUCACCAUUGUGCAAUGCGAGGACAAUUUGACGCAUCACCAAGAUCUCCAGAAACGAGGUAUAUUCAAGCAACUUCCUAAAGACAAACUUUCAGAAAUGAUUCCAUUUCACAACGAGGUCGUAAAGCCGUUGGUCCGAUUCUUUACAUACGAGACCCAAACGGGUGCUCCCGAGGAUAACGUGCCUCUUGAGGACCGCUAUACUGCAUUUUAUUAUCUUCAAUAUGCCUGCAACCUAGCGGCCAGGUAUAAGACAGAUGAGAAUAAUGUUGAAAAGGACUUUCACAUGAGGGGCGUGUCUCCCAGUGUGAAGAUCAAGAUGCUUGAAAAGAUCCCUAACACAUUCUGUGGGCCGAAUGGGCGGCUUGCUCUACAGCAUGUAGUCGCCUGGGUGAAGAAUCGUUACGAGAAACUUUUAGUCGAAGCGCGGACGAGUUGCUCAGGCACAACUCAAAUGGGUCCAAACAAUUCCCUGUUGAAUAUCCUCGUUGUGGAUGGUCUCAAGAACUUUCAACAGCGCAUCUCAAAAGAUAAGCUUGAACAAGAUGAGGUGGUAAAAGCUAGCGAACACUGGGCUAGCGGAAGGGUUGAUCAAGAGCUGUUCGUCAUAGACAGGCUGGAGACUUGCCUCAAAUAA